GUUUCAUGUCAAUAUGGACGUAUCGCAUGCACAAUUGCUUCACGCUAUCGUCCUGUCGAGUUCUGGUGAGAACGACAUGGUGCUGGGAAAGAGGAAUGUACCAUCCACCUUGUCCUUGCUCUUUCCUUAUUCGUUUUCGUGAGAUGAGAUUGUUGCCGCGAGAAAGAACAAGAGAGACAUGGAUCACGAGUGACGGCCACCACAACGUCAGGAAGAACAUCAGCACGUCAUUAUUCUUAGUGACGUCAGAUAAUUGGCGUAGAUGUUGGCGUGGCCAUGGCAAGCGGCCUUGACCGUGCGUCGGCGGUCCACUAGCUUGCGCAAAGUCUGUGCGAAAUCGAUGGCCAGGUUUUUCUGCUCGCGCUCAAGAUCGAUUGCCAGAGAUUCAUACGCAUUCACAGCGCUCUCGGUGGCCUGGCCAUAGAGACACGACAAAGGACGGCAAGGGUGGUGUCUCGCCUCUCUUCUAUCGCUUCACCUUUGCCGCCUCAUCCUUGUCUUGCUGCAUGAGCAUGUGCUUGAGGUCAAGCAGCAAUGUGCGGUCCUCUGCUUGGACCAUCCGCAUCUGCCGAAUGGGCACCAAAUUGCACUGGCUGUAGCGCUGGCUUGCGUAGAAGUGGGCUAGCAAGGGUGAAAACCUAUACAUGCAUCGACGGACUGCCGCAAUCGCAUUGGCCCUCUGAAUUUGCUUACCUCAGCAUCCGAGUGACUUUCGUCGGUCUGAAGAUGAGAUCCUUAUGACUGCGUAUGAGCCGCGAGGCAGUGGCUCUGUCCACCGGGAUCCUAUCUUGACCGGCCAUGCCGUCGUGACGAGAAACGCCGAGAGACAGCUGUUGGAGGGGACUGCAAUGGAAGGGGUCGCUGCCGAGUGCCUCCCGCAUCUGCCGCGACGUGCAGCCACCCUCUUCGCGUGACGAGCUGGACACAGGGACCGCAGCGCCCUGCCGGGCAGAAGCUUGACGAGGGGAGGGGAGAGACGAGCCCUGUCCACGAAGCGGCGGGAAAGAAGUGGGCACGCUGUCCUGAAAAAGUGCAGACAUCAAUGACGGCGAAGUACAGAUUUGUGUGUCUGGUGUCUCACAUAAGUCGUUGACAGCACAUUGCCGCCCCCUAGAUUUAAUUUCCAGUGGUCGAGGCAGAUAAACUCUGGAUGGAUGCCUGAGGGAGGGAAGCAUGAAAAGGGCGGGGGCAGUCCUCUCUUGCUGUCCUUUUCUCGCCUGUAGUCCAGUAGUGUAUCAAAGUGAACAGCUGCCUGUGGGAAUACAAGACAAAGGGCUCCAUGUGUUUCACCCCCCGAACCCACUUGUACCGACGAAAGAACAUAGUGAAGUACGGGCGUGACUUCGGAUAGGCAAGGAAAAGAGAAUAGAGGAUGAAUUGGGAAGAAGCAUCCGCAAAUCUGUGGAAGAAUCGAGUGGGCAUUGUUGACCGUCACGAUGCCCACCCACUUUUUCCUAUAUCUACUAUCCCUACUGUUGAAAGAACGUAUCUUUCUUUGCAAUGGCGUGGAACAGCAGGAAAUAGCUGCGAGCCAGCCGGUCAAAAAAGACACUCUCCAGUAAGGGUGCGUCGGGGUGGGUGUUCUGGAAAAAGCAAAGGACGACCAGCCAGAAGGCUUCCGCCACGAAACCCAAGGAGUAAGCGCUACAGAAUUCUUGCUUCCACGACUGACAGACCAGACAGACACCCCAAAUGAGAAGGAGGAGAGUGGUACAAGGGAUUGCCCUCACCCUUGACUUUCCGGACUGGAACCUGAGAUUGUUGAGCACAUUCUGUAUCACUUUGCCGACUUGGAGUUCCCCUUAUCGAUGAUAAACACAGAACACAACAGUGUGACGUAGUUGAUAUAUAUGGGGGCGGUGUUACCCGGCAGCAGGCACGGCUCGUCCAUGGCCAUGUUCCUCACAUCCGGGAGGCGAGCGUCUUCCACGCGAUACUGUUGUUCCAUUGGGCGUCUUCACCCAGGAAUGCCGGGGGC
This is a messenger RNA of Vitrella brassicaformis, 1978 nucleotides long. The record is from the annotation of a GenBank genome assembly. Lineage: Eukaryota; Vitrellaceae.